Messenger RNA from Coniophora puteana RWD-64-598 SS2, 1003 nucleotides. Its product is annotated as DUF1649-domain-containing protein. The record is from RefSeq and is a predicted model, not a curated record. Gene Ontology annotation, cellular component: phagophore assembly site. NCBI's taxonomy places the organism in Eukaryota, Fungi, Basidiomycota, Agaricomycetes, Boletales, Coniophoraceae. Gene Ontology annotation, biological process: autophagy; autophagosome assembly. The transcript is spliced from 5 exons. The coding region runs from base 71 to 628 and encodes 185 amino acids.
CUUCGCCUCUUCUCCCCUGCUCGUUGAACCCUCCUCGCAGUCUGUCUUAGUGAAGUCCAGAGCUGAGACGAUGAGUAACCCUUCCAAUACUUAUCCCACGGUGACUAUUGAUGUCGUCUUGGACAGGCAGACAGCGAAGGAGGUCCUCCGUGGAGUGCUUCACUCCAUUCUCUUCCAUCGCCUCUUUGGAACCGUAGUUCCUCAGACGUUCGAGGUCCUAGACGUCACCAUGCCCGGCAUAUCAGAUGCAGAUAUGGAACGCCUUAUUGACGAGAAGGUGAACGCAUUCUGGAAGGGCAUCGAGAGCGGGACGAACCGCCGCGGGCAAAUCGUCCUUACGUUUUCGGAGAAGCGCCCAAAGAAGUCGUGGUUCCAGAUCUACGAGGAGGAAGUGCCAUGGGAGCAAUGGGUUGUCAAUGCCGAACUGCGUCAGCUGAAAACCGAGCGUGAUCCCCAAGCAUUCAAUGCAACACUCAGCAACUCUCUUACACACGCCUUGCGCGUGAUACUCACCCACACAUCUUCCCUGCGUGGUCGCACCGCCGUACCGCCGAUCACCAAGGUGGAUGGCAUCUCGCCCUUCCCCCUUAAGAUGGCCGUCCGGAUGGGUGGCGUCGAGAUUGGAUGAGCGGAAAGCUAGGUGUGGGCGUGUUGGUGGCCUUCGUGAACUUGAUUCCCACUUUGCUGGGUAACUUAUGCUUUUCGCGAGUGGGCGGCUCUGGAGGUGGGAGCGACGCGCCCAAGGUGAUAGAGCAGCAGAGGGUACCUAGUGACACCCCCAAAGUCACGCAUUUAGCUGAUUGACCCGGGCUCUGGCCUCCUAAGGCGGAACGCGGAGUAGUGGUGAUGAGAGCCAGAGCGGCAGUCGCUACCGAUCCAAAGGUGUUGUUUCGUGACACUACAUCGAGAUAUGUAUCGGUGACUACAUCGAAGUACGUUCGUGCGUGUGGCAUAUCGCAUCUAUACACCUUCUCGUGCAUAAUGAAACGUAUUCUUCAUUUGG